Messenger RNA from Dendroctonus ponderosae (mountain pine beetle), 1826 nucleotides. RefSeq names its product transmembrane 7 superfamily member 3. Bases 168 to 1763 code for a protein of 531 amino acids. Lineage: Eukaryota; Metazoa; Arthropoda; Insecta; Coleoptera; Curculionidae. The transcript is spliced from 8 exons. The record is from RefSeq and is a predicted model, not a curated record.
AAGAACGCUGCGAUGUCGAUCCAUAAUCGACCUAGUCCAGAACAGGAGUCGAUUGCUUAUCUCCAUGUCUCAGACUAACCUGAAAUGUCAAUUAGGAAUUAAGUCGCUUAGUGUAAUCUAGGCAAGCUUGCUCAAUCUGGCUUUGUCGCCUAAAGUAUCUAGGCACCAUGCAAAACAUACUUUUUCGUUUGGGGUUUCUGGCCUGCUUCUGCUCAAGUGCCUUUUCCGGCGUUACUUAUCCUCCCAUCACAAUCGAUCUGCAGAAUAAGCCACCAGGACACCAAAUAACUGAGUUCCGCACAUUGACCAUUUUAAUCGAUACACGAAUUGACGUAAUAAAUAUCAAUGCUGGCGUCGGAUUUUUCCUCAUCCAAGUGCAUUCCUAUAUGGGAAAUAUCACACUAUCCGACGAUUCGGACGCGCAAAUAUCCGGAACGAAUAUCGGACUAAUAUGGAAAGGCAACUCUGAAAAUGUUGCACACUUCUACCUGUUCCGCGAUCAUCUUGCCCUCCUCGACAACAUAACUAUGCUUAUCGCAGUGAGCACUUACUCAAAAUAUGAUCCAGUGCCUGGAGGCUGUAAUCUAUCAUUCGAGACCGAAAUCGCUCCGUAUCAGAAGAUCAGUGAAUCUGAUGAUUUUAUCACGGUAAUCAGUCAGCCGCCUUCACAGUUUGGAAACUUUUGCAAUAGAAGCAACAUUGUAACGCGGAUGUAUUAUCUAUAUCUGUCAGAGCACGACAACAGUACUGAACAGUAUUUCGCAAACAUCCAGAAAAUGAUCAGUGUGGAUGAUAUAGUGAAAUAUGGAACGCUAGUUCCCGAAGGCCUAACAGCCAAUAGAUUCAAGCAGAUGUAUAGCAGAUACGCGGGCACUGGAAGGGUUUUUGCCGCUGUCUCCACACGUCUAGGUAGAAGCGCCGCCUAUGUUCCUGCGGUGUCUUAUGGAUGUGAUGUUGCUGCGUGGGAUGCUGACUGUUCAGGACCAGUGGGUACUCAAUGGAAGAUAGUCACGGCUUUUCUUCUCCUGUGUGGGCUUUUUAUCUGUUUUAGCGGUCACAAAUUUUUCAAGACUGGACUGUUUAUUAUUGCGUAUAUUUUUGGAGCGGUUUUUAUGCUAACCGCGAUUAGCAUUCUUACGCAGUUCGGUGGACAAGGAAAGGAUAUUUUCUCCUUUAUCAGCGGCUUGGCUUUUGCCUUGUUGUGGUUGUUUUUAUGGCGAAAAUUUGGAAUUCCUGUUGUGGCCGUGCAGCUGGCCUUCCUGUUGAACGGCCUGCUGGUUGCUUCAAUUCUAUUCUAUUCCCAGUUAGGGGACAUUUACAUAUUUGCUAACGACGCUACUUUUUGGACGUGUUUUGUUUGCCUGCUACUCGUCACCCAGAUACCUCUGGUGUGUUUGACAUCGCUCUUCUAUAUCAUAGCGUUGAGCCUUUUAGGCUCGUACGCCGUUAUUUUUGGGGUGAAUUACUAUGUUGGUGGCAACUUACCGUAUAUAUUGCUCAAUACUUACCGAAGGAUAACUGUGGCCAACUUUGGAUCGGCUGUGAUUGCGCCACCCUAUCAAACGAUGGAUAUCUGCCAAACGGGGUUAUGGGUGCUGAUUUUUUGCAUUGGAGUCUACGUCCAAACGAGGUCGUCGAUGGGCAGACCCCCAUUUCCCCCUCGUAGAGCUGAUAGAGCUAGGGCGCGUGUGGAUGAAAAUACACCCCUAAUAGAGCCAAGUCAAGAGAUGCCACCUGCGUAUUUUGAGGCUGUGUAUAGUUAGAAUAGGCUUUUAACGUUCUCAACGUUUUUGUGUCAGACUAGAAAUAUAUUUCGAUGGUUUUUA